Messenger RNA from Anarrhichthys ocellatus (wolf-eel), 1566 nucleotides. RefSeq lists its product as uncharacterized. The coding region runs from base 133 to 1248 and encodes 371 amino acids. The transcript is spliced from 4 exons. Lineage: Eukaryota; Metazoa; Chordata; Actinopteri; Perciformes; Anarhichadidae. The record is from RefSeq and is a predicted model, not a curated record.
GUCAGUUUUUUGUUUUUUUUGCAGCCGUUUGAUUUAUUUACUGUCGUUUAAAGUAUUCUUGUGAAAGAUUCGGAUUACUACUGAACAAUUUAACAAUUGUGACCGAGUAAGAAGGUUCAUUUGCAUCCAGCAAUGUCAAAUUGCCCAACUAUCCACUUAACUUUACCGCAGUGGGACGGGGGUUCACGGAGGAUCCGCUAUAUUUACAUGGUGAACCUGACCUCGUUCAGUCUGGCAGAGUGUUCUAACGAGAGUCCAGUGGUUCCUCUUUAUUUAGGAGCUGAUGUCUUCUCCAACACGGAUAUCCGCACAGAGAACCAUCCCAGAUACCACGCAAAGUUUGCCAAGAAAGGAUUCGCAACAAAAAUAAAUUUUUCCUCAGCAUUCAGGUUCCAUGGGUUGAAGGUACAUACUGCAAAUAACAGCCUCUGGUUCUACAGCGUUCAAGGACUUUUCCGAGUAGCCUUUGAGAUGUACAGUAAGCAAGAGCAGCUCGCUGUGUUAGAGAACUUCCAGGAUGUUUGGAAAUCGCAGAUAAAUGAAAGCCCCCUGAAAAUGAGUUACAGCCUCAAUGUGCAGCUUGAAAUGCCACAACCUAAGCAUCGCCAUGUUGGCAUGGAGUCAGUGGAUGUGCAUUGCAGUGACACAGGCGAUACAUCAGCAGACCACGACUAUUGUUCUAUUCCCAAGCAGAGAUUGCAGGCUGAGCAAAGCCAACACAUUAUAUCCACAGCGAGACAGAAAUUGCACCGCUUGGAUGACAAACUCUCUGCUGAGACUCAAAGCAACACAGAACAGCUGGAGACCAUCUUGAUGCUUUUGGAGAACAUUGAUCAGUACAUAAAUGGGAAUGUAGAAGAAAAGGAUGUAACAGAAACUGUGUUAGCCCUGCUGAAGGCCAAAGACUGGGGCUGUGCGUAUUCAAGUUCCUUGCUUUGUGGUAUAGGACGAUGGCUAGGGCAACAGUUUCAUGCAGCCAACUGCGGCAUCAGCCAGAAAGUGGAGGGCUUUAAAGUACAGCAUAUUGAACGAAUUAGUGACUUGCCUCCUGCAGAAGAGCUAGCCACAGAGCUUUUCCCAGAAGCCAUGCAAACACUGCUGCUUCAUUGGAUGGGCCUAAGUGAUGAGUCCACUGUGGAGAAGAGACACAGCGAGUACCCAAUCCUGCUCCUUAUCCUCGAGUUUGCCAACCACAACCUGAUCACUGGUGUGGCUCAUGUGCUGUACUCCAGCCUCAUAUGUAAAUAGGAGUGGGUUUCCAAUUAGGUGUCGACACAAAGACCUGAAAUUGAUCAAUUUCCAGUAUAAUAAAAAAUGUUUGUAUGUGAAGUUGUCUUUUCUUGCUUUGGACUGCAUUUCUAUCAACUUCGUUAAAAACUAUGGCUAGGUGACAAGUCGAGAUUGUUUGACUUUCGGUGAAAUCAUAUUGCCGUAACAUAAUUUGAUGUUGCUUUUAGCAAAAUUAUUAAUUGCAAGCAGAUUGUUUGACAAGUGACACUUUGUUCAGAGGAGUUAUUUUUUUUGAUAUCAUGCGCAGUUCGUAAACACGGUUCAUAUAACUUGACA